This is a messenger RNA of Leptonychotes weddellii (Weddell seal), 564 nucleotides long. The record is from RefSeq and is a predicted model, not a curated record. NCBI's taxonomy places the organism in Eukaryota, Metazoa, Chordata, Mammalia, Carnivora, Phocidae.
GCACGUCCCUGUGGCCCUGGGAAUGAUGCAUUUUACAAAGUACGGCACCUUUACCCCCUUCCCACCAUCGCUUUAGUCUGACUCCACGAAAUGAAACCGGGACGCUUAUGGCUGCAUCUCGCGCUGCUUGGGGCCUCCCUGCCCGCCGGGCUGGGAUGGAUGGAGCCAGGACCCAGCAGAGGCCUGCACACGGGUGUGCGUGAGCCACGGACGGAGGAGUCCAGAAGCUUUGAAGUCACAAGAAGAGAAGGACUUUCUGGCCACGAUGGGCUGCCAGCCUCCUGUGGGAAGAAGUUCUGCAGCCGCGGGAGCAGGUGCAUGCUCAGCAGAGAGACAGGGGAGCCCGAAUGCCGGUGCCUGGAGGCAUGCAGGCCCAGCUACAUGCCUGUGUGUGGCUCCGAUGGGAGGUUUUAUGAGAAUCACUGUGAGCUCCACCGAGCCGCCUGCCUGCUGGAGAGGAAGAUCGUCAUUGUCCACAGCAAGGACUGUUUCCUUAAAGACUCUACAAAGAAAAGUUCUGACUCCAUUCUCGGGUUUCAUUUGUCCCCCAGAAGUCACUAUUAG